Lates calcarifer (barramundi perch) is the source of this 3266-nucleotide messenger RNA. Its product is annotated as cytotoxic granule associated RNA binding protein TIA1. NCBI's taxonomy places the organism in Eukaryota, Metazoa, Chordata, Actinopteri, Centropomidae. Gene Ontology annotation, cellular component: cytosol. The transcript has 12 exons. The coding region runs from base 201 to 1358 and encodes 385 amino acids. The record is from RefSeq and is a predicted model, not a curated record. Gene Ontology annotation, molecular function: mRNA binding.
GCAUGCGAGUUUCCUGUCGGCCCCGGUCGCUCCGCCAUCUUUGUCGGCUACCCCAUUGUUCACCGUGGAGAUAACAGCGGCGGUAAAUCAGUUCAUACUGCGCAAUAAAAUAACUUGGCGGUGUCACAGGCAGCUGCCCGCGACAGUCGUGGAUUUGCUCUCAGGGUUGCGACUUGUUCUCGGCCAGCAAGUUAAACAGAAUGGACGAUGACCAGCCCAAAACCCUGUAUGUGGGGAAUCUGUCCCGGGACGUGACAGAGGCCCUCAUCUUGGAGUUGUUUGGCCAGAUUGGACCCUGCAAAAGCUGUAAAAUGAUAGUAGAUACAGCAGGUCAUGAUCCGUACUGCUUUGUGGAGUUCUAUGAGCAUAGACAUGCCACUGCCACAAUUGCAGCCAUGAAUGGUCGGAAAAUACUGGGUAAGGAGGUCAAGGUCAACUGGGCCACGACGCCAACCAGCCAAAAGAAAGACACAAGCAGUCACUUCCAUGUCUUUGUUGGGGAUCUAAGUCCUGAAAUUACCACAGAUGACAUAAAAGCAGCCUUUGCUCCAUUUGGGAAAAUAUCGGACUGUCGAGUGGUGAAAGACAUGGCCACAGGUAAAUCUAAAGGCUAUGGCUUUGUCUCCUUCUUCAACAAAUGGGAUGCUGAGAAUGCCAUACAGCAGAUGGGAGGACAGUGGUUGGGAGGAAGGCAAAUCAGGACCAACUGGGCCACAAGGAAGCCUGCUCCUAAAACUGCAAGUGAAACAACCAAUACCAAGCAACUGUCGUUUGAUGAGGUGGUGAAUCAGUCCAGCCCCAGCAACUGCACCGUCUACUGUGGAGGAGUCACAACAGGUCUCACAGAGCAAAUUAUGAGACAGACCUUCUCACCGUUCGGCCAAAUAAUGGAAAUCCGUGUUUUCCCAGACAAAGGCUACUCAUUUGUGAGGUUCAACUCCCAUGAAGCAGCAGCUCAUGCCAUUGUUUCUGUCAAUGGCACAUCCAUAGAGGGCUAUGUUGUUAAGUGUUACUGGGGCAAAGAAACAACAGACAUGGUUAGCCCCAUUCAGCAGGUACAGAUGCCACAGCAGAACACGGUGAGCUUCGCAGCGCAGCCCUACAGUCAGUGGGGUCAGUGGUACAGUAACACGCAGCAGAUUGGUCAGUAUGUGCCCAAUGGAUGGCAAGUACCAAGCUAUGGAGUCUAUGGACAGACCUGGGAUCAGCAGGGCUACAAUCAUUUACAUGCCGGUGCUGGAUGGACAGGAGUGGGCGCCGUGAGCAACGGCGGCAUGGUGGAGCCCGGGCAGGGAGUCAACGGGACGAUGCUAACCAACCAGGCUGGCAUGAGCACUGCUGGCUACCACACCCACUGAUCACAGAUCACAGUAGCCCUCUCUCUAAGCCUCUGAGGUCACAAGGAUGAUACUCUGCUGGGGAAGGAGUGCAGUAGAUGUGCUCUCUGUCUGUCACCACACAAAAUUAUUCUCUGUUAGACGGCUGGUACGCCAUUUUACCAGCCUUACCAGCUCAUAACCUCACCCACUGCCCAAAUCUGCAAGUGUAUCAAAACUAUCCACUCCAGAACACUACACAUUGUUUAAACAGCUAUUGCUAAUGCACCAUGCAUUCCUGGGCCCAUUUUAUUAUUUGGUGUAUUUUUCUAAUGCCUGCAGACAACUGGCCAAAUGUAAAUUAUACAGCAUUAAGAUAUUUCUAGCACAGCCACAGUUUAGUUUAAAAGGAAGAAACUAAUUAAAUCUAUAGUAAAACACCAGGUUUUGUUUGUUUUCAGCCCCUCGGAGCCAAAGAGCACGGGCAGAGUUUUAUACCAAUGUUUAACAAUCAUACAGGGAGGAGAGGCGAGCAGCACGCCUCAGAAAGUACUCAACAGUCCAUAGUAAUGCAACGCAGCCACAAGACAUGUUAAGUAAAGGGUGUGAUUUAAAUUUUGUCAAUUGGAACAUCUCGCUCUCACUGUCGGUCUGUCCACCUGUUACUAAAGUGAAACACAAGUCCAAGCAAGUUCUCAGGGUGUUGUAAAGUCAUUCUGUGAAAUGUAGGGAAUCACUGAGUAGAAAUAGGCAGGCUGAGGGAAAGCAGACGCCACAAAACAAGUCCAUUUUCAUCACUCCCUCACUUCAUCUCCCCGAACGGACUGAGCAGACCGAGAGUCCAGUCUGUGGAUAUGAAAUAUGUGUGUGCUUAUGUGUGUGCAUGAACUGAUGCUUUUACACACAAGACAAUGUCCAGUUCAACUUCCCCUGAAACAGAAAGGACUACGCCACCUUUUUUUUUGCUACAGAUAUAAACAAAGUGUCAGUUUCUUUCUCUCUCUCUAUUUUUUUUUUUUUUUUUUUUUUUGAGCAACUUUAAAAUGGUGACAUUGUAUAAAGAGCUUUUGCCUUUUUGUUUCAUUUCGGGACUGUCUUAUAAAGAAAUGUUGCAGUGACACCAUUGAAUCAUGUGACACGUGAAACCUUUUAUGUUUGUUUAUAAGUGGCUGUCAACUGUCAACUUUAUUUUUUAAAUUAGAUUUUCAAUAUCUCAAAUAAACCAAUUGCAGGGAUUACUGCCACUCUUAUCUUACUUAUAGGCAGACAAAUAUUGCACAAAUACUUAAGGUUAUCUUUUCUCAAAAUUUGAAAUACUAGGGUUUUUUUUUUUUUUUUUUUUUUUUAAUGUUUUUGCAUUCCACCUUCUUUUGUAAUUUCAUUUGGAAGUCUGUUUUUAUGUAAAUAACCAAACAGUCUGUUCAAUUGUACUCAAUCUGUAUAAAGACAACAUGUUAAUAAAGGAAGCGUGCUUGCUUCUGGUUGGGGAAAUGGAUUCCAGAAACAGCUGUUUGACAGUAGAAACCCUGUCCAGUGCUGGUCCAUGUACAGUAGAGACAGUGCAACAUUUGAUUCUUCCAGAGGCUUGGAGGACAAGCAGCAUUGCUAUGCAAUGCAAAAGCCUUUAGACUGAAGAGUAAUACAUAAUUUAAGUUAUUCUGUUUUAACCUAAAUAAUGAUUGUUUUUGUAGAUUAAGAAACAACCUUAUAAGGAUCAGGUUUUUGCACUGUGGCCACCAUUAUUUUAAUAUAGUUGAAAAAUCCAUUGUGUUGCCUUAUUAUCAGUGAGUUACUUUUAAUUUAACCAAAAAUCAUCCAAGAGUAGGCGGUGCCUAAGAAUGUUUUCAGUCUAUGUUUUGGCGAGGGAAAUUCUGUUGAUGCUUCAGUAACAUGGUUUGUGUUUUUGCUUUGUCCCAUUAAAAUGCUGAUGCUUAAAACAGCUCACAUUUA